Molecule: messenger RNA, 1509 nt
Organism: Pistacia vera
Lineage: Eukaryota; Viridiplantae; Streptophyta; Magnoliopsida; Sapindales; Anacardiaceae
Product: nuclear transcription factor Y subunit A-3-like
Exons: 5
Coding region: 90-1136 (348 amino acids)
Biological process (GO): regulation of transcription by RNA polymerase II
Molecular function (GO): RNA polymerase II cis-regulatory region sequence-specific DNA binding; DNA-binding transcription factor activity, RNA polymerase II-specific
Source: RefSeq, a predicted model, not a curated record
UAGCUAAACCAAAGUGGGGAAACGAAGCUGUUGGUUCUUAAGGAUUUUGUGAAUUUCUGCAUGAAGGUUUAGUACAACUGGUGAACUAUAUGGCUAUUCGAAUUCAAGACUUGACCAAGAAAAUUUUUGAUCAAAGUUCUGGUUGUUCUAUGCCACAUUUUUCUGUUAGUUGCCCAUCAUGGUGGAAUUCAAGUGAACAGAAAAUUUCGCAGUCUUUAUCCAAGAAUAGUAGUCUGAAAGUAGAAUCUCCACCCCAGCUUUUUCAUGAUGGAAAGUAUUUAGGUCUUCAACUAGCGGACCAGGAAUCAUCUUCAGCUCAAUCAAUUGGCCAAUCUCACCUUGAAGUGAGUGCUGUAGGAGGGGCGAAUUCUCAAGAUCGAUGCAUAUCAUCAGAAUCUGGUCAAGAUGAAAGUUGUGGGAAGGGCGUGGAAGGUCAAAUGAAGCCUUUUUUCUUGUUGAGCAAUUCUGAAGUUGUGUUCAACCCACCACACGCUGAUUAUAAUCAAUCAAUGGUUCAUACUCCAUAUCCUUAUGGUGAUCGUUAUUUUGGUGGGUUAUUUACUCCAUAUGGACCACAAGCUCUUAUCCAGCCUCAUAUAGGCUCCCAGAUGGUGGGGAUAGCACCAGCACGGGUCCCACUGCCCCUUGAUCCUGCAGAAGAUGGGCCCAUUUUUGUCAAUCCAAAACAGUACCAUGGGAUACUGAGAAGAAGACAGUCACGUGCAAAGCUUGAGGCCCAGAACAAACUUGUCAAAACUCGAAAGCCAUAUCUCCAUGAGUCUCGGCAUCUUCAUGCGGUAAAAAGGGUUCGGGGAUCUGGUGGACGAUUUCUCAGCUCUAAGAAGCUCGAACAGGCUGAUUCAACUAGCAUUAAUAGUGCCAGUGGCAUUUCAGACUCCAACCACUUCCACAAAAAGAACAUUACGUCAGAAUUUGAAAGUCACUCGGGAACUGUUGGAUAUGUUGCUUCAGUAACCUCCUGCUCAGAUGUCACUAGUGUAUCCAACAGUGAUGUCAUUUUGCGGCAGCCUGAUCGUGGGUUCUCUGGCAUGUCUGCCCACAUGGGUAGUGCCAUCCAAAACCGUGGGAGAUUCAUGUGCAGUGGAAUGCAGCACUGUGCCUCAGUUGUUCGGUGAGAUCACAUCACCGGGCAGGCAAAUCAUCCUUGGCUUUUAUAAUCUACUAAAUAUGUUAAAGAGAUAAUAUGUACCGGGAUCUCUUCCUUCUACUGUUUCUACAUUUGUUGUAGGAUGUUAAUGCGGUUGUGAAGAGAGUUUGUGUUUGUUAUUUUGCAUUCCGUUACAAGGAUUUUGAGUUUAUUUUCUUCACAAGUCUUCUAAUAUAAAGAGAUUGUGUGCUUCUGUAUUGGCCCAGCUUUCAAGCUAGUCUCUACAAAUAUUAUAAUUGAAUGGUCCUUGCGUUUUGUGUACUGUUUGGGUGAAUCGGUCACCAUAUGGUUCAGUUUGCCUAGAAACGAGGAAAUAAGUGAAGAAAAAAUUAUGCAUUUUU